UCCCCCGGCCAGCCAGGAUGAUCAUCAAGGGUUUGCUGGCGCUGACAGUCCUGUCCUCGGUGUUCCUCGGCCUCUUCCUCUACACCCCGCUGCCUGAAGGGAUAUCCAACCCAGGGAAGACACAGGUCGUUAUGGCCUUUAUGCAGCUGUUCACUUCUGUGACAAAAAUCCGAGAGCUGUUGGGCUAUGGCAGCUUGGCGCAGGAUAUCCGGACCUACCAGGAGCCACUGGGCGAGGGCUCUCUGUCGUCUGCUUCUUACGGGGAUGUGGAUGUAAAACGUGACAAGCUGGCCGGAGUCCACGUGAUCAUCUACCGACCGCUGCCGGCGAGACAGAAAGCUCCGGCCACUAUCUACUUCCACGGCGGGGCCUUCGUGAUUGGAUCUGGUACCUUUUACGACCAGCAUUGUUACGAAUAUGCUAAAAGAAGUGGUACAGUGGUCUUCUGUGUUGAUUACCGCCUGGCUCCGGACCAUCCCUUCCCGGCGGCCAUCCACGACAGCUUGGACGUCACUCGCUACGUGCUGGGUCACGGUGACCGCUUCGGUGUUGACGUGCGAAAAGUGGGAGUGGCCGGUGACAGUGCGGGAGGAAAUCUUGCUGCGGCGGUGUCCCUCAAACUGUCCAAGGAGAAGUCCAAUCUCCCUCCUCUGAUAUUUCAAGUGCUGCACGAACCAGCAAUGCAAGCAUUCAACAUGAGACUUCCUUCCUUCAUAGACAACGAUUUGCCUAUCUUGACGACGCGCACUUUAAUUUCUUUUUAUGCUCUGUAUUUGGGCUUUGAUGGGAAGAAUGUUGACAAUGUGACUAAGAUCAUCUCUGAGAACCGCCACCUUUCACCACAGUUGUAUCAGUCCAAGUAUGCCGAGUAUGUGGAUUCUAAGCUACUGCCAGAAAAGUUCAGGAAGUCGAAGAAAUUUCCUGGAAAAAUCAAGGGAAGCUAUUCGGAAAAAGUGUUCAACAAAAUCAAACAGGUCAUUACCAACCCGCUGUUCUCUCCCCUGAUGUCGGAUGACUUGAGCGGGGUGCCGCCUGCUUUUGUUCACGUGGCGGAGUUUGACGUUGUACGAGACGACGGUCUGCUUUUUGCUCGCCGUCUCAAGGACGCGGGAGUCAAGACGCAGCUUCAUUUUAGUCACGGAGGCUUUCAUCUAGACUAUUAUCUGGGAGCACCGGGGCUGUUGAGGACUGACGCUUCUCAGAAAGUUAUGAAUGAAACUUUCAUCUUCAUAAAAGAAAUCUCACGGAGAUAAUUUGUGUUAGGUAUCUAGCUAGGAUGAUUGAGCUGUUAAAAAUCAAGUCAUCUAUUUUUCUCCAUUUUUGUCAGAUUUUUACAUCUUAUGUCAGUUUCUCAAGGAUGUUGUGAGAAUGGUUACCCUCAUACUUAGUUUUUAGUUUUAACGU
Aplysia californica (California sea hare) is the source of this 1404-nucleotide messenger RNA. RefSeq names its product arylacetamide deacetylase. The record is from RefSeq and is a predicted model, not a curated record. Gene Ontology annotation, molecular function: carboxylic ester hydrolase activity. Gene Ontology annotation, cellular component: membrane. Lineage: Eukaryota; Metazoa; Mollusca; Gastropoda; Aplysiida; Aplysiidae.